Molecule: messenger RNA, 1647 nt
Organism: Zootermopsis nevadensis
Lineage: Eukaryota; Metazoa; Arthropoda; Insecta; Blattodea; Termopsidae
Molecular function (GO): hydrolase activity, hydrolyzing N-glycosyl compounds
Source: RefSeq, a predicted model, not a curated record
UCAUAUUCCUCUUAAACAAAUGAGAGACAUGAACGAGAUAACAACAUGGCGCGCAGCGAGAGUGCUGGUGGACUGUUUGUUGUCGCAGGAUUUUCUAUUCUCGUUGUCGUAACAAAUCUAGUUGUCUUAAUUUUAACUGUCAACGGGUCGCCGACAAUGGAUGGGAAUCUGAAAAUGCUACCAGAAAAAGGCGGGUUACCGAAUCUGGAAACUGGAAAGCUGAUAAUCGACACUGACGCUGGAGUGGAUGACGCUGUAGCCCUGUUCCUUGCCCUCGGACAUGAGGCGAAACAGCUGAACAGCAGUGCGCGAAUCUUUGCCAUCACGUGCGUCUUUGGCAACACCGAUGUUAACAACGUGGCCGUCAACGUACUAAAGGUGCUGAAGACUGCGAACAGGUUGGAUAUCCCCGUUUACAGCGGAGCCUCGCGCUCCCUGUUGGUAACCCCGCCCAUAGAGGACUUCUAUGGCAAGGACGGGUUGGGCGACUUCGUAUACCCGGACCCGCCAAAUCCAGCGGACUACAUCAAGAAAGAACAUGCAGCCGUCGCCCUGACACGACUCGCGUCUCAGUAUCCAAAGCAAAUAACACUUCUGUGUCUCGGUCCACUGACAAACGUGGCUCUUGCUAUCCGCUUGGACCCGCUGUUCAUCACGAACCUAAAACAACUUGUCGUGCUCGGUGGAAGUACAGAAGGGAUCGGCAACGUGAGGCCUGGUGUAGAAUUCAAUUUCUACGUCGACCCUGAAGCAGACUUCAUCGUGUUCGACUCUGUGAACGCAACCAACAAUGGCAUAAACCCGAUCGUUUUGUUUCCCUGGGAAUCGGUAGUCAAACGCAACGUAGUAUCUAUGCAAUGGCGGAAGGAGGAGCUCGGAUCUGUAAGCAGUCCAUCAGUUCGCUUCCUGAACCUCGCAGAACGAGAACAGCUGAACGACGACAAUAAAAUAGACUGGCACAGUGCAGACGCCCUGGUCACAGCCGUCACCCUUGACCCCAGUCUGGUGGGGCAGGCAUCAGGCUGCUACAACGCGAUGCCAGAAGUUCAAGGAUCGAGGGCGCGAGGUUCACUCUUCGUCGACUACAACAGAUCCCUUUCAUCGGCGCCGUGUAACGUAGUUAUCGUCGAGACUGUCGACUUACUGCGCUACAAACGGAUGCUACUUAGUUUUCUUGCAUAGACGUACUGCAUUUGAGGCGUACGGCGCUAAAGCGGAGUUUCGUACCUUCAAAAUAACAUUUGAAAGUGCUAAUGGACAAUACAUAAUGCACCGAAGCCGAAGCUAGUCUAAAGAAUAUUUAAGAAUUCAGUCCGUACCGCGAAGAAAACAACACACUUCACCAUUACGUAGAUCAACUGGUUAACGCUGUUUAAGGAGAUAAUCGCUGUUUAAGUGAAUAUCGAAGGAAACCCAGGUAUCUAAAUAAUAUUAAAGAAUUCAGUCCGUACCGCGAAGAAAACACUACACUUCACCAUUACGUCGAUCAACUGGUUAACGCUGUUUAAGGAAAUAAUCGCUGUUUAUAAUGAGAAUUAUACGAAACCAGUAAAUUCAAAACACAAAUUUACAAACUGCUGAAGUAGGUGGGAUAUUUAGUUUACAUUAAUCUUUAAAUAAUUAAUUAAAGUGGUUCACACAGAAUAA